Heterobasidion irregulare TC 32-1 is the source of this 1391-nucleotide messenger RNA. RefSeq names its product Esterase/Lipase. The transcript is spliced from 6 exons. Lineage: Eukaryota; Fungi; Basidiomycota; Agaricomycetes; Russulales; Bondarzewiaceae. Gene Ontology annotation, molecular function: hydrolase activity. The coding region runs from base 1 to 909 and encodes 302 amino acids. The record is from RefSeq and is a predicted model, not a curated record.
AUGAACCCCUCGGAUCCCGCCAGCUUCAACCACAGGACCGCGCUGCUCUCCACCGGCCGCACCUACCACUUCGUCGACCAGGCGCCCGACGGGCACAAUCCCGAAACCGUGCCCACCAUCCUCUGCGUCCAUGGAUUCCCUGAUUUCUGGUACGGAUGGCGGUACCAGAUCGGUCCUUGGGUGAGGAAGGGCUACAGAGUCGUCGCCCCGGACAUGUUGGGCUACGGCGGGACGGACAAGCCCGCGGCCGCGUCUGAAUACUCUAUGAAAAAGCUGUGCGCCGACCUCGCUGCAUUGUUGGACCUGAUCGGCGUACAGAGGGUGAUUCUCGUCGGCCACGACUGGGGCGCCUACACCGCUUCUCGAUUCGCGCUCUGGCAGCCUGACAGGCUGCUAGCUCUGGUAAUAUUGUCGGUACCGUACGUGCCUCCGGCCCUGCAAUACCUCCCCCUCGAAGACGUGGUGAAACGCGUGCCCAACUUCGGGUACCAGCUCUACUUCGCGAGCGACGAGGCGACGCGCGAGAUCGAGGGCGCGCUGCCGCGGUUCAUGCGGCUCAUGUAUGGGCGCGAAAUCGAGUACUACGCCGCGCAGCUCAAGAGCAUGCACGGCCCGCUAUCGUACUACCGCACGACGAAGAUCCGGUUCGAAGAGGAGCACGCUGCGAACCUAAAGCCGGCGCUGCGUGCCGACCUGCCUGUGCUCCAUUUCUGGGGCACAAAAGAUGCCACGUCGACGCCCGCGCUGAUUAAGACUUCGAGGACGUUCAUACCUAAGCUGCAGGACAUCGCCUUCGAGGGCGUUGGGCAUUGGAUCAUGGUCGAGGCGAGGCAGAACGUGACGGAUAAGGUGUUGGAGUGGUUGGAGGUGUUGUCGUUGGUUCCGGGAUUGACGAAGUCUAAAUUGUAAAAAAUACGAUGUGCAACAUGGAUCACUCACGGCGUCUACAUGCGAGACUGCAUCACGACCAGAGGUCGACAAAAAGACGCUCGUCAGGAUAUCGAUAGCAAGGCAGAGGACAAUUGCGGAAUAAUCACAGAUGCCAGUCUAGAAGGACAUCGAUACCCACCUGUUGCCUGUUGCCUUAAGCGAGGUCAGUCGAAGACGAGGCAAAGAGGCGUGGUGGCCAGAUGGAGAGAGGUGAGCGGAGUCAAGGGACGGUCCCGCAGCGUGUCCCAACGCGGAGUUUCAAUUGCAUUGUGACUUUCUCUUGCUCAUCGUCCUCGCCGUCGUCCCCACCGCUCUCGACAUUCACCAGCACAUUUUCCCAUCUUUUUAUCACGUCUAGCUCGACUCCCCACUGUACCGCGACACAACUUCUAAUUUGCCAUACCCUCCCUGCUUUUCCCCUCGCAAGGCCAUCAUCAGCGACCGUUCCCAGUCUUCUUUGG